Molecule: messenger RNA, 1482 nt
Organism: Penicillium riverlandense
Lineage: Eukaryota; Fungi; Ascomycota; Eurotiomycetes; Eurotiales; Aspergillaceae
Gene: cox15
Product: cytochrome c oxidase assembly protein cox15
Exons: 3
Coding region: 1-1482 (493 amino acids)
Biological process (GO): heme A biosynthetic process
Cellular component (GO): mitochondrial inner membrane
Molecular function (GO): oxidoreductase activity, acting on NAD(P)H, heme protein as acceptor
Source: RefSeq, a predicted model, not a curated record
AUGGCCUCGUUGGCACCAGCUCUACCGCUAUGGCGCACUCUUGCACCUCGUCUCUCCAGAGACCUCUUCACCUGCCGCCAAUGUCUGCGCAACCAAGGCCUCGCCGCUAAACCUUUGCGCCGAUAUCACGCCACCCGAGUCCGGACUACCAUCCUGAACAGCACGAACCGCCAGUUUUUCACAUCCAGUCUUAGAAAAUCGGCCACUGCAUCGACCACUGAAAGCGCUGCUGCAAACGGGGCUAAGGAAGCCAAGUCCAAGUCGAGUUUCCCCAGAGUCAGCGAUAAAUCUGUCGCGUACUGGCUUCUGGGCAGUGCCGCCAGUGUCUUCGGAAUUGUUGUCUUUGGUGGAUUGACACGGCUGACUGAAUCGGGGCUGAGUAUCACCGAAUGGCGACCCGUGACCGGCUCUAUGCCCCCCAUGAAUGCAGAAGACUGGGAAUCCGAGUUUUCGAAAUAUCGCGCCUCUCCAGAGUUCCAGCUCCUGAACCCACACAUGACCCUGUCUGAAUUCAAGUCGAUCUACUACAUGGAAUGGAUCCACCGACUCUGGGGCCGGUUCGUUGGGCUAUCCUUUGUCCUGCCCGCCGUGUACUUUGUCGCGCGGAAGAAGGUGUCCACGCCCAUGGCGUGGCGCCUGGCAGGCAUCGCGGGUCUCAUUGGAUUCCAGGGCUUCCUUGGCUGGUGGAUGGUCAAGUCUGGUUUGAAGGAUGACCUCUUUGCGCCGGGCAGCCACCCGCGAGUGAGCCAGUACCGGCUUACGGCACACCUUGGCGCCGCGUUUACGUGCUACGUCGCAAUGUUGUGGAACGGACUUGCUAUCCUGCGAUCUCACCGGCUUCUGGCGGAUGCGACUUCUGGUCUGGGCCAGCUCGACGCGCUGCGUGAUCCGCGCCUAAAACUCUUCCGCCGUUCUGUCGCGGGCCUGGCUCUUCUAGUUUUCGUUACUGCCAUGUCCGGCGGCCUGGUGGCCGGCCUGGACGCAGGUCUUAUCUAUAACGAGUUUCCCUAUAUGGGCAAGGGCCUGACACCACCGAGUUCCGAGCUGUGGGACGCACACUACUCCCGCCACGAGGACCGUUCUGAUCUCUGGUGGCGCAACAUGCUCGAGAACCCGUCCCUCGUCCAACUAGAUCACCGUAUUCUCGCCAUGACCACUUUCACGGCUAUCAUGGGUCUCUGGGCGUACACGCGCCGCUCGGCAACGAUGAAGCGUCUGCUGCCGCCAGCCGCGAAGAAGGGCGUGCAUGGCGUUGUGGCUUUUGCCUUCAUGCAGGUCGGUCUCGGCCUCACCACCCUGCUCUAUCUUGUCCCGACUCCUCUGGCCUCCGCCCACCAGGCUGGAAGCCUGUUUCUUCUCACCUGGGUCCUUGUUCUCGGUAGCCGCGUCUGGCAUCCGUCGCGGACGGCGAAGUUGCUGCAAAUGGCAGCUAAGGCUCGCGGGCAGCAGCUAUCACACGCGGCUGCUUCCAAGAGGCUGUGA